AUGGCCGCCCCCCUCGUCGACUACUCUCGCGACGCGAACCCGUCGCCGCUGGUUCCAACAGCGUCGAACCUAAUCCUCAUCGACAACUACGACUCCUUCACCUGGAACGUCUACCAGUACCUCGUGCUCGAGGGUGCCAAGGUGACCGUCUUCCGCAAUGACAAGAUCACCCUCGAUGAGCUCAUCGCCAAGAAGCCGACUCAGCUGGUCAUCAGUCCGGGCCCCGGCCACCCGAAAACCGACUCGGGCAUCAGCCGCGACGCCAUCCGGCACUUCGCCGGCAAGAUCCCCAUCUUCGGCGUGUGCAUGGGCCAGCAAUGCAUCAUUGAUCUCUAUGGCGGCGAUGUGAGCUAUGCAGGCGAGAUCCUGCACGGCAAGACGUCGCCCUUGACACACGAUGGCCGCGGCGUGUAUGCCGGCCUAGAGCAGGGCCUGCCGGUGACGCGGUACCACUCGCUGGCCGGCACGCACGUCACGCUGCCCGAGUGUCUCGAGGUGACGUCGUGGAUCGCCAAAGAGGAUGGCUCGAAGGGCGUGAUCAUGGGAGUCCGCCACAAGGAGUACACCAUCGAGGGCGUCCAGUUCCAUCCCGAGAGUAUCUUGUCUGCCGAGGGCCGCACCAUGCUGCGCAACUUCCUGCACAUGCAGGGCGGCACCUGGGCCGAAAACGAGCGUCUGCAGAAGCAGAAAGCCGCUCCUAAACCUGCUCCCUCUGCUGGUAGCGGCUCGAGUAACAUCCUCCAGCGUAUCUACGCUGCCCGUCGGACCGCUGUCUCCGCUCAAAAACAACUCCCCUCUCAGCGCCCUUCUGACCUGCAAGCCGCCUACCGCCUGGGCCUGGCCCCUCCCCAGAUCUCCUUCCCCGACCGCCUGCGCCAGUCGCCCUUCCCGGUGUCGCUCAUGGCCGAGAUCAAGCGGGCUUCGCCCUCAAAGGGCGUCUUUGCCCUGGAUAUUGAUGCCCCCAGCCAGGCGAGGAAGUAUGCCCUGGCCGGUGCGAGUGUCAUCUCCGUGCUGACCGAGCCCGAGUGGUUCAAGGGCAGUAUUGAGGAUCUGAGAGCUGUGCGCCGCGUGCUGGAUGGCAUGCCGAACCGGCCGGCUGUGUUGCGGAAAGAGUUCGUGUUUGACGAGUACCAGAUCUUGGAAGCCCGUCUGGCGGGCGCGGACACCGUGCUGCUGAUUGUCAAGAUGCUUGAGCCAGAGCUGUUGAAAAGAUUAUAUGACUACUCCCUGUCUCUGGGCAUGGAGCCGCUGGUGGAGGUGCAAAACGCGGAGGAAAUGACCGUCGCCAUCAACCUCGGCGCCAAGGUUAUCGGUGUCAACAACCGCAACCUCGAAAACUUUGAGGUCGACCUUGGCACCACAGGCCGCCUGCGCAGCAUGGUCCCCGAAGGAACAAUCCUUUGCGCCCUGAGCGGGAUUAACUCGCACCAAGACGUGCUGGAUUGCAAGCACGACGGUGUGAAUGCCGUGCUGGUCGGCGAAGCGAUCAUGCGGGCCCCCGACGCGUCGACCUUCAUCCGCGAUCUGUGUGCCGGCCCCGAGCAGGACGAUGCCCAGCAGAAACAGGAGUCCGCCCCCCCGCUGCUAGUCAAGAUCUGUGGUACCCGCUCCGCAGCCGCCGCCACCGAAGCCAUCCGCGCCGGCGCAGACCUCGUCGGCAUGAUCCUCGUGCCCGGCACCAAACGGUGCGUCUCGCAUGACACGGCACUGGCCAUCUCCGCGGCGGUACACAGCGCUAGGCUCGCUCGCAGCCCACCCGUCGCCCCGAACCCCAGUAGCGAAGGCUCGAAGCAGACGCAGGCUCAAGACUGGUUCACCCACACCGCAGCCACGCUGCGAGAGAUGGUCAAAACUAGAGGACCCCUCCUAGUAGGCGUCUUCAUGAAUCAACCCCUCUCCGACAUCCUAACCGCCGUGCGCGUGUACGAUCUUGAUAUUGUCCAACUCCAUGGCAAUGAGCCGCUUGAAUGGGCUCGCCUCAUCCCCGUCCCCGUCAUCCGUAAGUUUACCCCCUCCAAAGACUCCUCACAAACCGAUCUGCUCCGCGUAAGAGGGUACCACGUCCUGCCACUGCUCGACUCGGGCGCUGGAUCGGGCAGGUUGCUUGAUCUUGAUGGGGUCAGACAGGUUCUGCGGGAGGAGGAGGGCGUGCAGAUUAUGUUGGCGGGGGGGCUGGAUGAGGGGAAUGUGGCUGAGGUGGUGAGAGGGUUGGGGGAGUUAGGGACGAGGGUUGUGGCUGUGGAUGUGAGUAGUGGGGUUGAGGUUGGGGGUGAACAGAGUGUGGAGAGGGUGAGGGAGUUUAUUAAGGCUGCUAAGGGGAUUAGGUAA
This is a messenger RNA of Thermochaetoides thermophila DSM 1495, 2328 nucleotides long. RefSeq names its product anthranilate synthase component 2-like protein. The record is from RefSeq and is a predicted model, not a curated record. Lineage: Eukaryota; Fungi; Ascomycota; Sordariomycetes; Sordariales; Chaetomiaceae. Gene Ontology annotation, molecular function: phosphoribosylanthranilate isomerase activity; indole-3-glycerol-phosphate synthase activity; anthranilate synthase activity. Gene Ontology annotation, cellular component: cytosol. The transcript has a single exon. Gene Ontology annotation, biological process: L-tryptophan biosynthetic process. The coding region runs from base 1 to 2328 and encodes 775 amino acids.